Molecule: messenger RNA, 3216 nt
Organism: Boleophthalmus pectinirostris (great blue-spotted mudskipper)
Lineage: Eukaryota; Metazoa; Chordata; Actinopteri; Gobiiformes; Gobiidae
Product: RIMS-binding protein 2-like
Exons: 5
Coding region: 1-642 (213 amino acids)
Biological process (GO): neuromuscular synaptic transmission
Molecular function (GO): protein binding
Source: RefSeq, a predicted model, not a curated record
AUGGACAGUCAGUUAGAGCUGGAUGUUUUAAUAUUUCCAGAUGAGGUGAGAGUUGCUACACCAGAGGACCUGCGAGAAUGGGAGCUGGAGACGGCCAGCCAGGUCUCGAUCCCAACUGUUCGUCUGUUUGUGGCACUAUACCCAUACAACCCUGCGGCAAUGUCCCCAAACCAUGAGGCUGCUGCAGAGGAGCUACCAUUUGUCCCAGGGCAGAUCAUCAAGGUUUUUGGUGAUAAAGACUCUGAUGGUUUCUAUCGUGGUGAGUCUGGGGGCCUCUCUGGAUUUGUGCCCAGUAACAUGGUGGCUGAAGUGCCAGUAGAUGAUGACUACCUGAAGCACCUCCUCCUGCAGCAGGGGUUCAUUCCUGUCGACCAUGCAGGUAUGGCAUUGACUCCUGACCUUAGCAGUAGUGUGGUGAGUGUUCCUGAAGACUUGGUGGUGCGCAGAAUGGUGGCCUUAUUUGACUAUGAUCCUUGGGAAAGUUCGCCGAAUAUUGACAGUGAAGAAGAACUAGGCUUUCGAUCAGGGGACAUCAUUUAUGUGUUGGGGGAAAUGGAUCAAGAUGGUUUCUACUAUGGUGAUCUACAUGGAAGAAGAGGUUUGGUCCCAUCCAACUACCUACAGCCACUGCCAUGGGAUUAGAGAUCCUCAUUUUAGGUGAAGUGCUAUUUGGGCCAAGUCUUUUUUUAUAUUUGUACUUAAGAGAUAGGUGAAUGCCAAAUACAGAGCAUCUUAUCAAUGUAAUUCAUAGAGACAUUUACAUAAACUAUAAAGCAAAGUGAUUAGUUGGAAAAUACUUUGUACAACUGAUGUAAUGGACAUUGGCCUUAAAUGUACACUCAAACCAGAGUGUAUAUAUUUAGUACUCUCAUGUUUGCCUUAUGCUCUGUUUGGACUGUUUUUAUAUAAAACUUUAAAAAUUACAAAACACAAUAAAGAGAAACAUUGUAUUGUACCAUUUUUAAUUGCUGGAGUAAAGCAUAGGCUACAUCAUUUCAGAGUAUAAAUUGCAUGUAUUUUUCUAUUGCUGAAAUUAUAACAUAAGCAAAAACAGGAAUUUGACAACAUUCUUUAAAAAUACCAUACAUGUCAGUUACUUAUUAUAAAUAAAUUCACUUAGGUCUUCAGUCCACUGCCGCCAACAGUCCACUCAUCCAUAAAGUAGGAAACACUACACAUUGCAGAGGAGUUUAGUAGUGCUUUCUACUUUAUGGGUGACAACACUGUACAUCUGUAGCUUCUGGAUGCUCCACGUGCACAUUUAGACAAAGUACAUUGUUUCUGAUUACAUCCUUAAUAUUCAACCUUGCAUCAAUAUUUCAAGCAUGGUAGAGAUAUUAUAAGUUAACCACACAAAUAGCAAAAUGAAUAUAUGAGCAGCAUGUUUUUUGGUCUUACCUGUUUGAACAGAGGCAGAAAAAGAAAAACCCAGAAGUGAGCGUGAUCUUAUAUUAGCUCAGCCUCAGACAGGAAGCUUAAAAAAAAUGCACAUGCAAAAUUUACGGAGAUGUGAACUCCCACACACAACGAGGCCUUUAGCAACAAAGGAUAUCAAAUGCACACGUAUAGACCUAUAGAUUUUACUAUAGGCCUACUAUAUAAGAGAAAUAUGUAGCACUAGCUUUGCAUAUUAAAUAUAAGAAGACUAAAUAACAUAAUGAUGCUAUGUAAUGCAGGAGUAGUCCAUUAAAUUCAUUGGAGUAAUCCAACAAGCAGUAAUAACAGAAAAUAACUAAUGUGAAUUAAAAUGUCUGCAAAUACUUAUCAACUUUUGAUUCAAAAUAAUAGGCCUAAUUUGAGUAAUACAUUUGUGUCCAUACAAUUUUAGUUUUGAUGUAAAAUAUGUGUUUUUUAUUUUUGAAAAGUGGCUAUGGGAGUUUUUUUAACUAAACAUGUUAAUAAUAACAAUAACUGCAAUUUGUCACAGGGAAUAGGUGAAAACAACAAUUUAAGAUUUUUUAAGCUCUUGCGCCUCAAAUGUAGGAUAAUGCAAAAUUACUACUACAUGCAUGAAUCAAUUGUAAUACAACUCUGAGUUAACUAAUAAUGAGGGAACACAGUUUAAAUUGAAGUUCUUUUUCAUUACAAUAUGUCUCUGUUAAUAAACUGGAGUGAGGUUGAUGUUUCUGAGAAGUGCUUCCCGUCUGAGCUCGAGCUGAGGUGUGGGUGGGGGGUGGGGUGCAAAAGCAGUUCCCCAUCCUGCAGCAGCAAGUGUGCAAGGCGUGAAACAGAAAACAGCUCACAAUUCAACAUUAUAAUGUAAGACCCAAACCUCAGAGUCACACCUAAACACAAGAGGAAAUGGGGGAUGGGCUGCAAACAAAUAUGAAAAGUACAAAUUUUAAGUAAAUAUAUAUGGUUCAGUGAAAGACAAACCAACCAUACAAGACAGUUGGGUAGCAAAGACUAUUGAUGUUUUAGUCUGUUUUAUUUAAAUGUAAAUAAAAUGCUCAAUGUACUCAAUAUGUCUAGAAUGUAUUCUUGAGAAUGGUUCUCUACAACAGUUAAUCAUAUAAAAUCCAAAAUGGAGCUGAACUCUAUAGGUUCAAAUUUUCAGACACUAAAAGUUUUCACUAGACAUUCUCAAAGUUCUUGGCACAUGGAAGCAGACGGGCUGUACCGUAGGCGAGCAUGACUUUGCACCCUGCAGAUUAGCACAGAACAGUUGCUCUAACCUCAGACACUUAUUCCUGUGGAACAUGGGAUUAUACCUAAAGGGAUCCCUGUAGUGCUUAGAGGGGUAUAGAUAGCAUUACAUGGCCAAAACAAGAGCCAGGUCUAAUGACAUUUCAUCUUUACCUUUAACAGUGUGAGCUCAGACCUAAUUCAAUUAUCUCUUACCAUUCUUUAACCCAGAUGUGUGCCACCAGAUUCUGGGCCCUGGGUAUAAAUCAUCUUGGUGAGCUUGUAUUACAUGUUGUCUAAUGAAAAAUGCACAUUACAGACUUUGUAAAGGGCCCCUCCUGGCACUGGCCCUAGGUAAACAGGGGUGUCCCUGUUCAACACCCCUGGUGCAAUGUAAACUGACAGUUACUCAAAGUCUACGGCAUAUCCCGCCAAAAACUUUGAGUCACAUGUGACCCCAAACUAAAAUAUCAAGGAAGAGGUGAAGAGUUACAUGUACUCACAUUUAGAAUCCUUUUUAUUAAAAGAUGAGUAGUUUUCAGACACCAUAGCGUAUUUAUUUAUUUAUUUAUUUUUUAUUUUUUUACUGUG